Messenger RNA from Mycena citricolor, 238 nucleotides. The record is from the annotation of a GenBank genome assembly. NCBI's taxonomy places the organism in Eukaryota, Fungi, Basidiomycota, Agaricomycetes, Agaricales, Mycenaceae.
CGCAUCUCGUUUUCGGCCUCCGGCUCGUUCUGCGAGGCAAUUUCGGACGCUACUAACGAUGACACUUCCUCGUCGGGUUUUCAAAGUGUCCGAGUCCGAUCCUGGUGUCUCAUCUGGACUGACGUGGGUCAUGAGCCCGUAGCUCCCAGAUCUUCGGGAUUUCGGCGAGGUGCGGCGGUGAACGAUCUACGAUUACGGAAUUCUGGGGCUGUAUUGCCGUCAAGAACUUGAAUCGCGG